Molecule: messenger RNA, 594 nt
Organism: Clunio marinus
Lineage: Eukaryota; Metazoa; Arthropoda; Insecta; Diptera; Chironomidae
Source: the annotation of a GenBank genome assembly
AUGAAUUUAUAUAAAUUAAUUUACUUCAUAUUGGCCGUCAUCUUUGCCAAAUGCAAAAGUACUUUGAAGGCUGCGUCAGCAUCACCAACUAUGGUGGUUUCAAAGUAUCCGUCUCCAGUGAAUACUUGUGGUGGCAUAUUGACUGACAAAUAUGGAACGAUUCAAACGCCAAAUUUUCCAAAUCCCUUUAAUGUGCCCAUUUCGUGUGUCUGGAUUCUUGACGCUUCUUCUUUCUGGGGUACACCAAAUACAUCUAUUUUCAUUUAUCUAACACAACAGUAUGUUCUUAGUGGACUGACAUUUAAAGAGUAUAUGUAUUAUAGCGAUGAUUUUAAAGUACCAACUGAAAAGGAAACAAUUGUUAAGGAGGAAAAUGUUACAAGAACUGUAUCAGUUCAAUCAAAUUCGCCUUUCGUAGAGAUUAAAUUUGAAUUGGAUAAUCUUUAUGGGACACAGUUACGUGUAAUGGACCAUUUAUUAGAUGUUUAUGGAUUCAAUAUCACUUAUGAAGUUGGUACACCAAAGUCAUAUCAAUGUAACUCUAUGCGCUGUAGUUUCCUAGGAAGUUGUUAUGCAACAAAGGAUUAUUCGUAA